Messenger RNA from Schistocerca nitens (vagrant locust), 1600 nucleotides. RefSeq names its product WW domain-binding protein 2 (gene Wbp2). Gene Ontology annotation, biological process: positive regulation of DNA-templated transcription. NCBI's taxonomy places the organism in Eukaryota, Metazoa, Arthropoda, Insecta, Orthoptera, Acrididae. Gene Ontology annotation, cellular component: nucleus. Bases 94 to 891 code for a protein of 265 amino acids. The transcript is spliced from 7 exons. The record is from RefSeq and is a predicted model, not a curated record. Gene Ontology annotation, molecular function: chromatin DNA binding; transcription coactivator activity.
ACUAACGGGAAGCACACCGAUCGUGAGUGACACAUUCUCAGUGAGGAAGUUGUGAUUGUGGCUUUCGGCUGGGAGCAAAUAGAAAUUUUUGAAAUGUCGCUAAAUACAGCACACGCCAACGGAGGCGUGUUAAUUCAUUCCGGAGAAUGCAUACUUCUUUUUAGUGAUCAUGUAACAAUGGAAUUCCAUGGACAGGAUCAGCCAGAGUUUAAAGGCACCAAAGUAGGAAGGUUAUAUCUGACAACACAUCGCAUGAUAUUCAAUGCUAAAGAUUCGAGAGACAAAAUGCAGUCAUUUAGCUUUCCAUUUGUAACACUGAGUGAUGUUGAACUUGAACAACCCAUGUUUGGUGCAAAUUAUAUAAAAGGGAAGGUGAGAGCGCAGCCUAAUGGAAAUUGGGUUGGUGAGGCAAAGUUCAAACUUCUCUUUAAGUCUGGUGGUGCUAUUGAAUAUGGAACAGCAAUGUUGAAAGCAGCGCAGAUGGCAUCUCGCAAUGGACCGCCACCAGAUUCACCACCACCCUAUUCAGCACCUAUGGGGCCAUGGUAUGCUGCUCCUCCACCUGCGUACACACCACCUCCCACUGGCUACUAUGGUUGGGUACCUCCAACAAAUGUGUUUCCUGAUGCACCACCUGCAAACUCAGUAUUCAUGACAGACAUGCCACCCCCAUAUCCUGGUAUUACUGGUUAUGCUGGGUAUGCUACAGCUCCUCCAUCUGAAGCAACUGGUUUCACUCAGCCGCGUUCUGCUGCUGAUGCCAAAGCAGCAGAAGCAGCUCAGAGUGCCUAUUAUGAUCCAAAUCGACCACAGUGUGCGUACGUGCCACCUCCUGCGUAUUAUGAGCCUCCACCACCAUAUCAUUCAACAACGGGGAAGAAAGACCAGUAGGACUCAGCUUACAGAGAAGGCACAACAUUUUGGGCAUGCAUAGUUGUACCUAUGUAUUACUCAAAGUGCGGAUAAAAACUUGUCUUAAUUAUUAUCUAAGCAAAAGACCAAAACUGGCAGUUGUUCAAGGCAAGAAAUUUUGAUGCACAGUUCAAUAGAAAAUGAAGUAAUAAAUGUUUAAUGUGAUUGUGACAUUUCCUUACAUAAUAGCUUAAUAGGUUGUUGGUUCUUGAUGGUUUUUGUCAGUUGUCCUUGGGAAUCUGUAGAUGUGUGUGUGUGCGCUUGUAAUAUAUGUAUUUGUAAGGUGUAUCAAACACCUACAUGACAGUGUAUUUUAAUUUCCUGCAUCAAUUUUAAUUGUACAACAACACUUUCAAACUGUCAGUUAACACUUGCUAUUUAAAUAAGAUCUGUUUGGGGCACUGUUCCCCACCAAUUGCUAUGUGCCGUUUGUUGUUCCCGUACUGGGUGUGAUCAUUUCCAAUACAAUAAAUAUGGACUAUCUAUGCAUAGGUUACAAAUAAUAAAGAUAUCCCUUGUAUAUAAGGCAUCAUGCAUAAUUCUGAUUGUUGUCUGUUUAUAAGAUAUUAUUACAGAAAAUAUAUGAAUAGCUGGGUCUUUGAAUGUGCACAAGUAUUCAGCUUCAGUUGUAGUAACAAUCUAGCUUUUUAAAUUCAUUCAAUAAACUCAUUUAUUUUCCUGUAUGUAA